AUGGGCGUCACGUCCGCCCCGCUCAAAUCGCCCGUGGGCUCACCUGCGGUGCCCUACGAGUCCGUCCAGACCAUGUGGGACGCUCGUCCGCGCAAGUACAAGAGCAUUCUAUUCCAGGUCUGCAUCUUCAUCCUCAUGAUGGAGCUGGCCGAGCGUCUCAGCUACUUCGGCAUCAACCAAGGCCUCAAGAACUUCAUGCAGAAAAUUGGCUGGAGCUUGGUCUCCGCCAGUGCAUUGAAGAGCACCUGGACGUCGAUCUGUUACUUGACCCCGCUGUUCGGCGCUUACCUGGCUGAUGAGCGAUGGGGCCGCUUCCGCACGAUUUUGACGUUUGGUAUCUGGUACUGCGUCGGUGACUUCCUCGUCGCUAUCGCUGCAUACCCGACGAUCAUGGCCAACUCGGCCGUCGUGAACCCGAUCUUCAUCAUCGGAUUGUUUGCCGGCAUUGGAAUUGGUACGGGCUGUAUCAAGUCGAGCGUGAUCACACUUGGUGCCGACCAGUUCAACCCUCAUGAUCCGAGCGAGGUCCACCAGAAGGAGACGUACUUCUCGUACUUCUACUUCUGCAUCAACGUUGGCUCAGGUGUCUCCUAUGGUUAUCUGUCGAUCCUGUGUGUGGACGGCUCGGCCCAGAUCCCUGCGGAGUACGGUUACUUCGCCACGUACAUGAUCUGCGCCGUGGUGAUGGCGUUCGCUGUCGUCAUGCUGUGCGUCGGCUACCCUCGCUACGUGUUCCAGCCGCCGAACGACCGCUCCAUCUCGAUGCUGUGCAGACUCGUGUGGGGUUCGUCCUUCUCCUCAGCAUGUGCAGCUUCUUGGGAGCGCUGGUCGUCAACCUUCUCCGCUUCGCACGGAAACAUCGGCAACAUUCUGUCGUAUAUUGCUGCGGUGCUGGUGCUGGCUGGUGUGGUCUGCUGGGUGUACAUCGGACAGAACCAGUCGUUCCUUGAUUCCUCCAAGGUCAGCCAGGGCGGGGCUUUCGAUGACGAGCGCGUUGAAGGAUACAAGAAACUCGUGGGCGUGUUGCCGUAUUCGGCCUUCACAAUCAUUUGGAACUGCGCCUACGACCAGACCGACGCCAACUUCCAGUCCAUUACCCAGCAGUGCGACCUUCGCCUCGACACGAGUGACCCGAAGAGCUCACAGAUCCCUGGUGCCAUGUUGGGAGUCUUCGACCCGAUCGUGAUCGUCAUCUGCAUCCCCAUUUUGGACUCGAUCGUCUACCCGGCGUACACCAAGUGGGCCGGCAAGUCCCCCAGUCAGUUCGGCAAGGCUGCAACUGGCCUCGCCAUUGCCAUCGUCGGCAUCUUCUGGGCCGGCAUCUUCGAGGUCAUCCGUCGCAACGCUGGCGCUCUGCAGGAUGAGAACGGGGACCCCAUUUUGGAUGGUGGUAGUUCUCAACCUAUGAACGACAUCUCGUGGGGUGCUGCGGUGCCUAACUACGUCUUCAUUGGCUUGGCUGAGUGUCUGAUCAACGUCACGUCCUACGACCUCGUGUACUCUUCGGUGCCGAUGUCGCUCAAGUCCAUGGCCCAGGCCGUGAUCCUGUUCAUGAGCUCCAUGGGCAGCAUCCUCACCUCGGUCUUCACCAUCAUGUUCUCCAAGUCGCUUCCGUCCGACAACCUGAACGAGGACCACCUCGAGAACAUGUUCUUCACCAUGGGAGCAGUUAGCGCCAUCAACUUCGUGUGCUUCGUGGUCGUCAUGAGGAGGAUGAACAUGGGCAUGUCCUCUUCGCCGGUGCUGGACACCAUGGGCAACGAGCUUCCCGGCCUCCUGGACGAGAAACUGUCGGUGAGCUCGCGCCAAAGUGUCGCCACCACCAAGUAA
Phytophthora sojae is the source of this 1830-nucleotide messenger RNA. RefSeq lists its product as hypothetical. The coding region runs from base 1 to 1830 and encodes 609 amino acids. Gene Ontology annotation, biological process: transmembrane transport. Gene Ontology annotation, molecular function: transmembrane transporter activity. Lineage: Eukaryota; Oomycota; Peronosporomycetes; Peronosporales; Peronosporaceae. The transcript has 2 exons. Gene Ontology annotation, cellular component: membrane. The record is from RefSeq and is a predicted model, not a curated record.